Naegleria fowleri is the source of this 4659-nucleotide messenger RNA. RefSeq lists its product as uncharacterized. Gene Ontology annotation, biological process: cyclic nucleotide biosynthetic process; intracellular signal transduction. The transcript has 7 exons. Lineage: Eukaryota; Heterolobosea; Eutetramitea; Acrasida; Naegleriidae. The coding region runs from base 1 to 4659 and encodes 1552 amino acids. The record is from RefSeq and is a predicted model, not a curated record.
AUGCGCAAUCACUCAUUCACGCGAACCUUUGAAACUCUUUCACCCUUCGAUGCACUCUCGAGUAUUGUCAUGUCUUCGGAUUUUCACUUUAAUUUUUUAAAAUCAUUCAGUAAAGUGAAUGGUGUUGAAAUUGUGUGUGAUUGGUUUUUGGAUGACACUCAAACACGACUUGUUCGGAAAACAAAAGUACAUGUAUUCAAUAAUCAAUAUUGUGCUCUCUUGGAAGAACAGUUGAUUUUCAAUGAUGAAUUUGAAUUUGAAAAGGAAAAUUCAUGUCACAACACCGAGAUUGAAAUGAUGCGAAUUGUUUUUACAAUUAGUAUUCUUGAGAAGGAAUCAAAACCAUUUCCUGGAACUUUAAGUAUUUCCGGAAUGUUUUUGUUUAAUCAGGAAAAGAAUUUCAAAUGGAUUCAAAAUAAUAAUAAUUUUGAUUUGAAUGACAUGAACAAGAUUGAAGAGAAUUAUUUUGUGAAUGAGAAUCCUCUCACUCAAGUGUCAAGCCAAAAAGCAACGACGAUUACUUCUUCUUCAACAUCUACUGCUUCAUCUGAUACACGGAUUCAUACAACACCAUCCGAGUCGACUGCAUCCAAUAGAGCUAGCUCUCAUUCUUCUUCUUCCAAUGAGAAUGUCACGACACGAGUGAUGACAAGUCGUGUAGACACUGACAGCAGCACUUCACAAAAUCAUCAUGACCAUUCAACCGUAAGAUUUGGAACCAAUGAAAUUAUUACAAUCAUUGAGAAUGAUCCAGUCACAUCCUCCUCCUCACAACCCCUUCCACCACUCAGCUCUCAUCAUGAUUCACUUUGUGUGAACACUGUCACCACCACGAAUGCUUUGAAUUCACAACAUCUACCCAUUCAAACCAAUGUCUCUGUAACCAUCUCCAUUCAACUCGAUUACAAAGUCAUGAUCAUUGGAAAUGUCAACUCGGUCGAAGAAAAGCUCUGUAAACAAUGUGCCAAACUUUUUGAUUUGUGGUUCACCCAAGUGCUCCAAGUUGAAAAUUCCUUAAAAUCAUCGCCGUCGUCGUCGUCACCUCACUCUCGAAAAUCUCAACCAAACUCCUCCAACUCCUCUCAUACCAUUUCCACUUCAAAACCAAGUCGAUCACUUCACAAAACCAUGAUGACCUCUUCCUUCUUUACCUUACGAUCGAGAAGUGUCUUUCGAGAGCACAAUAAGAGACGUUCCUUACCCAUGCGACCACCUCCCAUGCUUGUGAAUCAACAAAUGUUACAGGAAUGGAUCAAUGAUCCGAAUAAUAAUGUGUGGGAAAAUCCACUCGAUCCAAACACGGAUUAUUUAGAGACCAUUCCUCACAAGUAUCUCCAGAAACAUGAUUUGUGGGAAUUGAAUCAAGAGGUGGAGUUGCAUGACAUGAUUUUUGACUUUUUACAUGUUUCCAAAGUUUCAAAGACUCAUGGCAAUGAAGAGAAAGACAACAAGAAUAUUGAACCUCAUCAAGAUGUUGUUGAUCCAGCACGACAACAGCACGACUACUCAAAGAAGGGAGAAAAGGAGGCUCAAAGUUUAAGAAGCUCCAAAUCUCUUCAUCAUUCGACACAACAAGUUUCUACUUGUCCUUCACCUUCAUUGGCACUCGAGUUGGUGUACUACAACAACUCACGAGAGAUGAAUCACAAGAGUGGAAAGGACUCUCACAGUGGUAGUACGAGUCGCUUUGGGAUUUCUUCUUCUUCCAACAACAACAACAACAAUUCUUCUCCAAUGACCAAGAGUUCCAGCCGAUCCAAAAUUUAUCCCUUCCAUCUUCCUUCUCUUCAUCAUCAUCAUCCUUAUCAAAUACAACAACAACAAGCAGAAGGUCAUCCUCAUGAAUCCUCUCUCAUUUCCCUCAGUGAUAUUGUUGAACGAAGUAGCAAUCCCUCCUUAGGGACUCACAAUUCAGAAUCAAACCUUCGUUACACGAGAGAAGUCAAUAAUAAUCAUAGUUUUAGUAAUAAUAGUAAUAAUAAUAAUAGUAUGAACUUGACCUCCAGCACCAGCACCACUCUGACCACCACUCAAACACCUCCUCCCUUAGGAAACCCAACCUCUACGACCACUCCUGCACACGCUUCUCUCGGAAAGAGCUCUCAAUCGUACCAUAUUCUGCAACAACAACAACAACAUCAUCAUUCAGACACUGCCAGUGGAGGCACUCCUUCCUCGUCGAAUACAACAGACAACAUGUCCAUCACUUCCUCUCUGGAUGAUUUACUUGCCUCUUCCACUCAACGCCUCUCAAAACCUCAGAAAGUGCUGCGUGCCUUUCGAGAGUGUUGUCCUGCUCUGAAUUCAUUGCAGAAUGUCCUAUUGGCUCUCUUUCUCAUGCAAACCUUGAUUUGUAUUGGAUCCAUGAUUGUGCUCAUCUAUGCGAGUGGAGAAUCCUCGUUGGAUGAAAUUUCAGCCAUUCGUGAGAAGAAUAUUAAGAAGAGUGUCGAGUCGUAUAUGGGUGUGGCUUUUGAGGCACUCUCCACAUUAAGGUAUGGAUUCAUGAUCCAGGAACGUGACUAUAACUUUACUUUUCCUUCCAAUGCUUCUCAAAUUUGUCGUCGAGUGAGAAGUGUCUUUGCUCCCUCGAAGAACGCCUUUCUGGCCACCACCAUCUUUUACUAUGGCAAUAAUCGAAAGAAUUAUUGUGCUGUGGAGAAGAGUGUCUCGAGAGAUUAUGUUCAAGUGAGAUAUGACAAUGCAGAAGUAUGGAUUUAUAGUCACAACGAGUUUUAUGAUCCUGUGAAUGUUUCGUUAGUGUCACCAAAUUACAAUCCAACCAUAAGGUACAAAACUGGGCAAAAAAACAUCUUUCCAAAGUUUGCAUGGUCCCCUGUUUUUAAUAAUGCGUUUUUAGGAUGCAUUUCAGUUGCAAGUGCAAGCCAAUUGGAUUUUACUAGCUAUGAAACCAUUCAGUAUUCAAAUGGAACCACUGAACUCUUUCCUGUGCAUCACAUUUUGGGCAUUCACUUUGACUUGUAUAAUUUGGACUCUAUUAUGGCCUCCAUUAUUGAAGAUAAUAUGGAUAUACAGACUAAAUCUAUUGAAAUUGUCAUUGUAGAACGAACAGGAUUACUCAUUUCUACAUCGUUUGGAGCCCUAACACAGAAUGCCGCAAAGCAACGCAUCCACAUUUCAAACACGACCAGCGUUUUUGCUUCUGCUGCCAAAGAAUUGGAGAAUCGACAAAUUUUGAUUCCACCAAGUGUCAGUAGUGUCAACGAUUUUUCAUCACUCAUUGACGUGAAUGCAUCGACUACGAAAUUCAUGAUCGGAGAGAACAAAAUUACAAUCCAUUACAUUAAAGAAGAUGGUUUGGAUUGGAUCAUGAUUGUCUCCACACAGGAAUAUGGUUUCAUUAAGACUGUGUUCACAAGUUCACCAGUCUUACUUUCCAUCUCGAUUAUUCUCAUUGUUUUUGGAACGGUGAUCAUGAUAGUUGUGACUCAAGUGAUUACACGAUCCAUAUGGAACAUUUCAAGAGAAAUGUAUAAAUUAUCCAAGCUUGAAAUUGAGGACAUUAGAAAAAGGAAAAUGUUAAAAACUGUCUAUGAAUUGAAAAUUUUGCAAACAUCAAUGUACACUGUUAAAAACGGAUUACACUCAUUUAUGAAGUAUAUUCCAAGAGAUAUCGUUAAAGACGUUGUCAGAACAGGAGGCAAUGCUCGAUUAGGAAUGCAGCAUGCACACACAACCAUCAUGUUCACAGACGUGGUCGAUUUUACAAACUUUAGUGAAAAUACAAAUUCGUCCAUUCUUGUCAAGGUGAUGAGCGAAUAUUUCAAUAUUAUUACAGAGAGUGUUGAAUUGAAUGGUGGAAUUAUUGAUAAAUUUAUUGGUGAUGGUACGAUGAGCUUGUUCUCAAAUCCAUUAAGAAUAUUAUCUGACCAUGCAUUUAGGGCAUGCCAAGCUACUCUGACCUGUCUCAUUAAAAUUGAGCAAAUGAAGAGCAAAUGUCAAAGAGAAGGGUGGCCCAUCAUCAAGAUACGUUGUGGAAUUAACACUGGAAUGGCUUUAAUGGGAAAUGUUGGAAGUCACAAUCGAUUCAAUUAUACAGCUCUAGGAGACAGUGUCAACACCGCAGGAAGGUUAGAGCCUUUAAACAAACGCUAUGAAACGGUCAUUUUGAUUGGACAAAACACCUAUGAACAGGUGAAAGAUCGUUUCGUUUGUUAUUUUGUUGAUUCUGUACGUUUGAAAGGAAAAUCUGAAGCUAUUGAAGUUUACACGAUCGAAUGUGAAUGGAGUGAAGCAAAUCAUCAACAGAAACUUAUUCAUGAUAUGCUUGUUCAAGUGAAGGAAAGUUUUUACAAGAAAGAUUUCAAGUCCAUGUUGGAACAUGUGGAAAGUGCCCUAAGAAUUGCCAAUCAAAACAUGUCAAAUCCAUCCAUGCAGCUUGCUGAGGAUUUGAAUAAUGGCACGUUAUUUUCUUCGAAUGGUGGUGGUGGCGUGAACAAUCAAAGCCCUUCUGCAGAAAGUGCUGGUUUUUUAACAUCCACAAAAUUCAUUUAUGAUUUGAAACGAAGAGCAGAAUAUUUGAAAUCUCUUACUGACAAACAAAACUCAACAACUGUGACGCAAGAUGUGACUCUUCCUCACCAAGCAUCUUUCAGAGAUGCAUCAGAGACAGAUUAUGCGUUGACCUUAACAGAAAAAUAA